UCAAUUUCUUCAUCGAUCCGCGAUCGUCGAUUAACGUAAAUAUUCAAUUAAAUAAACUAAAUUGGGUCGGGUUAUUCUUUGGUUUUAUUUUGGCUUGGACAGACCACCCAACUGAAAUGCUACAAUAUAAUCAUGGAUGUGCCUAACGACCCAGUUGGACACCUCUCUAAUGAAGAGACAAGGAAGUUGAUUUGGCAGCAGUUAAUUCUAUUGCUGCAUGCUUACAAAUGUGAGGAACGGGGGGUUCAGCAGUGCGCACUGCCUCGGUGCUCGGAUAUGAAAGCAGUUCUCAUUCAUCUCAGGCUUUGCCAAGAAGGCAUUUCUUGUGGAAUACCACACUGCAUAUCUUCAAGACAAUUAAUACGACACUGGAAAACAUGUGUCAACAGCGCCUGUCCAGUCUGCUCACCAAUUAAAGGGACGACGCCAAAAGAGUGGCACCAGUCAAUGAGAGAGGAAAAAAGGCGCCAUCUAGUGGAGCUUUUGGACAGGGAAACUAUACCUGAUUUGAUGUCAGUGGAGAAAAGCAUCUAUCAUUUGGCGGACACUCUUGAAAAUUACUACCGUAUGAUGGCUGCGAAAAUGUGCCAAGAGAUGACCAAGAAGGGCCAGCCGGCCUAGCCAAGGUUACAAUCGCUAUCGCUUCGACAACGAAAAGCUUUGUCUCUCUAUCACUCUUACAUAUUAGUGCGACAGUGACAGUUGCAUUUCGAUCGCUACCUACGGAGCGUAAGCGAUUGGCAUCUUGGCUACGCGGCCUGCAACGCCAGCCUGAGGAAGUGUAAAAACCGGCCAAGUGCGAGACGGACUCGCGCACUAAUGGUUCCGUACUGUAGUGUGUACUACGCCUUAACCCACACAUAUACAGUGUUAGAGUAUAUAAGGCUACACAUGUAUCAUUUGAGAGGCAUUAUACCAGUAUCAUAGCAAGCAGUUGUUUGCCUUUACGUCCCACCUCACAUGGCGACCCUGCCAGGCUGCUGCGAAAAAAACGGCAAUA
Molecule: messenger RNA, 1000 nt
Organism: Cydia fagiglandana
Lineage: Eukaryota; Metazoa; Arthropoda; Insecta; Lepidoptera; Tortricidae
Product: histone acetyltransferase p300-like
Exons: 4
Coding region: 133-621 (162 amino acids)
Biological process (GO): positive regulation of transcription by RNA polymerase II
Cellular component (GO): histone acetyltransferase complex; transcription regulator complex
Molecular function (GO): transcription coactivator activity; histone acetyltransferase activity; chromatin DNA binding
Source: RefSeq, a predicted model, not a curated record